Penicillium coprophilum is the source of this 2178-nucleotide messenger RNA. Its product is annotated as CCCH zinc finger and RRM domain protein. NCBI's taxonomy places the organism in Eukaryota, Fungi, Ascomycota, Eurotiomycetes, Eurotiales, Aspergillaceae. The record is from RefSeq and is a predicted model, not a curated record. The coding region runs from base 1 to 2178 and encodes 725 amino acids. Gene Ontology annotation, biological process: mRNA processing. Gene Ontology annotation, molecular function: RNA binding; metal ion binding. Gene Ontology annotation, cellular component: nucleus. The transcript is spliced from 5 exons.
AUGCAGUUUACCGAUGCGGAAGCCGCCGAUGUAAAGAAAUGGGUGGUCAAAAAACUCGAGGACAUCUCUGAUGCAGACUCGGAUGUGCUUGCAGACUAUGUUUUAGCGCUAGUGAGGUCUGAUGCGCCGGCCGAGGAAAUCAAAAAGGUCUCGGUGGAAAACUUGGAGGACUUCCUGCGCGAACAUACGCAGUCAUUUGUCAACGAGCUCUUUACAACCUUCGGCCCUAAACAACCUGCGCCUCCGCCCGCACCUGCACCCCAGCCUCAGCGCCAGCCCGAACCCGCUGCCCAUAUUCCCUCGUCACAGCCUCCUGAGAAUGCUCCCAGCGGCCCGAGGGCUGCUGUCACCCCCGGCAGUGCCAAUCGCAAACGAACUUUUAAUGAGGGAUUCCAAGGGGAGUCGGAGCACGACGAUGGUGGGUUCCAAAAUCGUGCCAUGAAGACUGCACGGCGUGGCGGUCGCGGCGGCGCUCGCGGCGACUUCAUGGGUGGGCAUCAGAUGCAACUAGGUCAACAAUACCCCGCACAACAGCAAGGCCAACCGUUCUCACUGCAGCAACAAGGCCAGCAAUUUCCUCCACAACAGCAGGGCCAACAGUUUCCUCUGCAGCAGCCUGGCGGCUUCCCGAUGAUGCCCGGUUUCCCGCCGUUCGACCCGAACGAUCCUAUGGCAGCAAUGAUGGCUAUGCAAGGCAUGGGAUUCCCGCAGAUGCCGGGUAUGCCUAUGCCCGGGAUGCCUGGUCCUCCCGGCCAGCCAGGAGUCGAUCAAAUCCCACAAAGCAACCAGCGAUGUCCGUUCUAUGAUACCCAAGGUAUUUGUUACUUAGGAAAUACUUGCCCCUAUCAGCACGGCGAGGGAGGUGCCUCCAAAGACGAUGAAUAUGACCCCAAGACUGCGGGCAUGCAUGCACAGCGAGGCGGUGCUCCUAUGCGUGGUGAUCGUGGCCGCGGCCGUGGGCGCGGCGGAUUCAGCGGACGCGGACGUGGCCGAUCCGACUUCUCAUCGGCAGGACCUAAUGAGGACCAGUCUAUUACGACGAUUGUUGUCGAGCAGAUUCCUGAUGACAAGUUCAACGAGGAUUCUGUGCGCGAGUUCUUUUCUGAGUUUGGCAACAUUACCGAGGUCACUCUGCAACCCUACAAAAAGAUUGCUUUGAUCAAAUACGAGACUUUCCCCGAGGCCAAGGCCGCGUGGUCCAGCCCCAAGGUCAUCUUCGAUAACCGUUUCGUGAAGGUUUACUGGUACAAACCGAAUCGCGAGGAAAAGCACGAGAGCACACAACCUGAGGCCCCAGCAUUCAACCAAGAAGAGUUUGAGAAGCAACAACAAGAAGCACAGAGGGUACACGAAGAGAAAAUGAAGAAGCGACAGGAGACCGAAGCGGCCAAGCAGGCUCUAGAGCGCCAGCGCGACGAACUUCUUAAGAAACAGAACGCGGAGCGGGCUCGUCUCAUGCAGCGGCUUGGGGGUACAGCAGAUAUGAGCGAUGCGGCCGACUCCGGGGACGCCAUGUCUGUCGAGCCUGCUGCCGAUGAGAAUAUCAGUGAGGAGACGAAAAAACUCCGGGCUCAGUUGGCGGCCCUCGAGGCUGAGGCAAAGAGCCUUGGCCUCGACCCUGCGGCUGAUCCUUCUGGACGCGGUGGAUACCGAGGUCGUGGAGCCUUCCGCGGCCGAGGCACAUACCGUGGACGCGGUGGUUAUGACCCCAAUUUCCGCGGAGGUUAUCGCGGGCGUGGCGGAUUUGCGGCUCGGGGACGAGGAGGUGUGCUGCGUCUGGAUAACCGGCCUCGACGGGUCGCUGUAUCGGGGGUUGAGCUUAACUCAGACAAGGACGAAGCAUUGCGUCAACACCUGAUGGGCGUUGGCGAAUACGAAUCUAUUGAGGCACACCCAGAUCAGCCCAACACCGUCAUAGUGGCAUUCAAAGAGCGCUUCCAGGCCGAGAAGCUCAUGUUCUCUCCCUGGAACAUCCCAUCUGUGGGCGAGGUUCAGCUCACUUGGGUGGCCAACCCUCCCAUUGCACUUCCCGCCGCUGGGUCAUCGACGGAUUUCAAGGGUGGUCUUGGACAGGACGAACCGGAAGACACAGUCAUGUCGUCUUCGUCGGUGAGCAACACCGCUCCUGCGCGGGAUAUGGACUACGACGUUGCGGAAGAUGACCGCUGGGGCGCGUAA